Molecule: messenger RNA, 1854 nt
Organism: Cajanus cajan (pigeon pea)
Lineage: Eukaryota; Viridiplantae; Streptophyta; Magnoliopsida; Fabales; Fabaceae
Source: RefSeq, a predicted model, not a curated record
UGUAGGCCUAAAAUUAAGGUGGUAACAACAACUAAUACAACAGCAUCAUCACCGUUGCAUUUAUCUCCAGCCACUGUCUUUAAUCGCUUUCUCUUUCUAUCUCUCACUCCGAGUCUGACCAAUUCCCACUUUCUCUCUCUACUCAGAGGCGAGGCAAGGCAACCACCGAAAAAUAAUGAAAGAAGAAACAUGGAAAUUCCACGCACCCUCUCACAUCAAAAACCCAUCUUUCUCUCUCUCAUCAAUGGCCCAGUUGGACCAAAAUAUAGGUGGAAGAAAAACCAAAAAGGAAACAAAGAAAGAAAGAAUGGGAAACAAAAAAGAAAGGGAAGUUAGCUAGAUAGAUGGCUUGAAACGUCCUCCAACUAUACCCAACCAUACAACACAACACAACUCUACCCCUUUCUCUUUCUCUAUCAUAAAAAUGUGUUCCCUUAAUUGCCCUUCUGCAAGACCCCAAAAAAUCCCAACUUCAUCACUGUCUCUCAAAACAACAAUAUUUUUCACCGAUUUAUGUGGACUUCCUUUUGGGGCUUCUUUGUCUUGGUCAGAGUUUCACAGAGAAAAUAGGAAAGCCAGAAGAACCUUCUUUCCUCUUCCCGUUCCUGUCUCUCUUUCCAUCUUCCCUUUAUCUCAUUCUUUCCUUCUAGUUCUCUUUCUCUGUUGCGUGCUUCUUUUCCUCUCAUUCCCUCUCUCUCUCUCUCUCCGCCUUCUCUUACAUCUUGUUCCAUCACCCUGCCCAAUACCCACCUUCUUCUUCAUCUGUUUGUUACCUUUAGAUUUUGUUGGUUCUUUGUUUUUGGUUUGCUCAGUUAUUUUCUUAUCUGAUGAAGAAGAUGAAAGGGGUUGUGUCUGUAGAGUCUCCACCUUAUACUGUGUAUGAGGAUCAGAGGGUCAGGUUGAGGCAUCAGAGUCUUUUGCAGGACUAUGAAGACCUGCAGGAGGAAACAAAUGCCAUGAGAAUGAAAUUGCAGGCUGCGAAGCAGAAAAAGUUGAUACUCUCAGCAGAAGUUCGAUUUUUGAGGCAACGUUAUAGAUACUUGAUACAAAAUCCUUCCCUAAAGCCUAAUCCAAAGCUAGACAUUUCACACCAGCAAAAGCUUAAAGUCCAAGCUACCCAUAUCCCAAGGGGCAAGAAACAUAAUAAUAAGGAAUCUACUAUGCGGCCCCCCUUGGCACCUCAUUUGAAUUCUAAAGAAAGGAUUUCCAACGGAGUUGAGACCACAGUGCAAAAAACAGUUCAUAUGUUUGAUUUAAACCAGAAUGCUAGGAGUCUUGGUAAAAAAGAUCCUUCUGUUUUCAAUUCUGCUCCAGUGCCUGACUUAAGUCACAAAGACAGGAUUCAUGGUGGAAAAGAAGCCACAAAGAAGCGUAUCACUCCAUUUUUUGACUUGAAUGAAAUUUCGAGAGAAGAGGAGGAAUUACUGGGUAAUAUUGAGCCCAUGAGGGUUGAAGAACAGAAGAGAGUUACAUCAAGAGGAAUGAGUGAAGAGCUGCACAACGACGUCAAGUUGUUGGUUUGUAGAAAUAUUGGGAAUGGUUCGAAUAGGACAGUGAAGAGGAAGAUCUCAUGGCAGGAUCAGGUGGCAUUGAGGGUAUGAACUUAACCAGUACGGUAGAUCAAAUUGCUCAUCUUUUGGGUUGUGUAGUCUGCUUGAAAUUAUGUAGCAGAUUUUUUGCAUCUGCUAAACCAUUUUAGCUUCAUUUUCUUUUUGUAAAGAUAACAUAUAGCCUUAUAUGUUCAAAAUAUAUAGAUGAAAUGGGGAAUUUAUCACCAGAAAUCGUUAUCACUAAUGAGUUGUUUCAGUUUUUCUUCUGCAAUGCCAAAUCAUUAUCACUAGUAAGUUAUUCAAA